CCAAAAAUGAAAAAUCAAAACCCUUGAAUUGGGAAGAAAUCCCAUGGAAAUCGAUCGCGUUGGUGUGAAUUUGAUCAUGGGCGGGUGUUUCUCCGAUGUCAAAGGCGGCAAAGAAGCCGUCGGCGGCGAUGGAGCGGCGCAGCGGGUCAACGACGCUGUUGACCACUUCCUCCAGUCCAAGGGUUUCCGUGGCUUGUAUACGUCCCUUGAGUUGUCAUUGAGCGCAUCAGACUUGCGUGACCUUGAUAUAUUCUCAAAGAGUGAUCCUAUGGCGGUUAUAUAUUUGAAGAAGAAAGGUGGUGCGCUAGAAGAAUUUGCCCGGACAGAAGUUGUAAUGAAUACAGUUAAUCCUGUUUGGAUUACAAAAUUUACAAUUAACUACGAGUUUGAGACUGUUCAACAAUUAGUAUUUCGAGUCUAUGAUGUCGACUCUCCAUAUCAUAAUGUACCUGUAAAGAUGCUGAAAGUUGGUGAGCAAGAUUUUAUAGGAGAAGCUUCCUGUGCUCUAUCUGAGAUAGUAACCCGACGAGAUUGUAGUUUAACUCUUAGUCUUCAAAAUCCUAGUGUGUCAUCAGGCCAGAGACUAGGAAGCAUAACUGUGCGUGCAGAAGAAACAUUUGUAUCCAGGGUCGCUGUGGAGAUGAUAUUCCGCUGCAUUGACUUGGAAAAUAAAGAUAUCUUCUCUAAGAGUGAUCCCUUCUUGAGAAUAUCCAAAGUUAUGGAGGAUGGGAUGGUGGUUCCAAUAUGCAAAACAGAAGUGAUCGACAACAAUUUAAAUCCUGUGUGGAAGCCUGUGGUAUUAACCGCACAGCAGUACGGAAGCAAGGAGAAUCCAUUAGUUAUUGAAUGCUUUGAUUUCAACAAGAAUGGUGUUCAUGAGCUUUUAGGAAAAUUUCAGGGAAGUAUAGCGGACCUAGACAAACUCAGCCAACAAAAACUUGGUGCAAACUUUUAUCGCCCAUCUUCUGUUAACCAUGACCAUCAAAAGAUACUGAAAGGCCAACUUUUUGUGGACAAGUUUUCUGAAAAAAUCCAGCACAAUUUUCUGGAUUAUAUUUCUAGUGGGUUUGAGCUCAACUUUAUGGUGGCUAUUGACUUCACAGCUUCAAAUGGAAAUCCACGUUUCCCUGAUUCCUUGCAUUAUAUUGAUCCUUUUGGACGCUUGAAUGCUUAUCAGCAGGCCAUUGUUGGGGUUGGAGAAGUUAUUCAGUUUUACGAUUCAGAUAAGCGGUUUCCUGCAUGGGCUUUUGGUGGAAGGCCAGCCAAUGGGACAGUAUCCCAUUGUCUAAACUUAAAUGGAAAUCCCCGUGAAUGUGAGGUUGUGGGCAUAGAGGGUAUUAUGAGUUCAUAUUCAAUGGCCUUGCACAACCUUUCUCUUGCCGGACCAACUUUAUUUGGACCUGUGAUCAACAAGGCUGCCGAACUUUCUGCUCAGAGCAGUUCCUCUUAUCAGAAUAAGUACUUCAUACUACUAAUCAUCACAGACGGAGUUGUUACCGAUAUUCAGGAAACUAUCAAUACCAUUGUAAGGGCAUCUGACUUACCACUGUCAAUUCUCAUAGUUGGUGUAGGAGGUGCUGAUUUCAAGCAAAUGGAGAUCUUGGAUAGUGAUAACGGAAAACGAUUACAGAGCUCUACAGGCCGGUUAGCUACACGAGAUAUUGUGCAGUUUGUUCCUAUGCGAGAUGUCGCUGGAGAAAUUUCUAUUGCGCAAUCACUUCUCGAAGAACUUCCAGGUCAAUUCCUCGAAUACAUGCGAAGCAAGGGUAUCAAACCUCUAUAUUGAGCCCGUCUGUUCUGCGGACGGCACACUCCUUUUCGGUACGAGAACCUCGUUACUUUUUUCUUUUUUUAUUUUUAUUUUUGAAUGUAUUUAGUUGCUAUAAAUUCAUAAGUAUUAAUGUGAAUAAAUUCAAAUACUAAUCAGUAGCAAGUACUCAUAGACGACGAGAAUUGGUACAUGUGAGCUGUGGAUGUCGUAGAACUUUCUCGACAGAAACUAAUUCCUUGUGCAGAAACUUACCAACUGAUCCUAAUUGGUACAUUUUAUCUGUCGAUAUAGAUUUCAAAUUCAAGUCAAUAACUUUAGGUUUUAGUGCUACAUUCUAUGCAUCUUUGGUUGUUAUACAGUUCAAUUUAUCGGUUUCUAUUAUAUUCGAUGUCAACUCAUCAAACUUCAUGUAUAUAUA
Molecule: messenger RNA, 2189 nt
Organism: Dioscorea cayenensis subsp. rotundata (Guinea yam)
Lineage: Eukaryota; Viridiplantae; Streptophyta; Magnoliopsida; Dioscoreales; Dioscoreaceae
Product: protein BONZAI 3
Exons: 17
Coding region: 44-1786 (580 amino acids)
Biological process (GO): cellular response to calcium ion
Cellular component (GO): plasma membrane
Molecular function (GO): calcium-dependent phospholipid binding
Source: RefSeq, a predicted model, not a curated record